AUGCAGGCUUUGAAUGACCGACUGGCAUCAUACCUGGAUAAAGUGGCAUCACUGGAGAAAGAAAAUGACCAACUGGAAAGGAAAAUCAAAGAGUGGUAUGAAAGAAAUGCCCCACAGCAGCUGCCUGACUUUAGCAUGUACUUCAGGACCAUGAAGGAACUCCAGAAUGAGAUCUUCAGCAUCGCUAUAGAAAACGCCCAGGUUUUUCUGCACAUGGACAAUGCCCGUCUUGCAGGGGAUGACAUCCAAAACAAAUUUGAUAUGGAGCACAGCGUAUAUAACAAUAUUGAAGCAGACAUAUAUAACCUACGCAGAGGUCUUGAUGGAUUAACUUUGGAAAGAUCUGACUUGGAAUUCCAGAUUGAAAAUCUUAGAGAAGAACUGAUUUCUUUAAAGAAGAAUCAUGAAGAGGAAGCAAAUAGUCUUAAAGCACAACUGGGUGCUAGAGUUAAUGUGGAAGUUGACGCGGCACCGGCUGUUGACCUCAAUAAAGUCUUGUUGGGGAUUCGGAAUCAAUAUGAAAGUUUGGUGGAGCAAAACAUGAUGGAUGUUGAGAUCUGGUUUAAUACUAAGAGGGAAGAGUUAAACUGUCAAAUGGUUUCAGGAUCUGAGCAGCUGCAGUUGUUAAGAAGUGAAGUAAUUGAUCUGCGCCAAGCAAAACAGAACUUGGAGACCGAUCUUCAGACACAACUAAGCACAACAUCGGCACUUAAUGGCACCUUGACAGAGACAGAGGAGAGUUACAGUUCUCAGCUAGCUCACAUACAAGAUCUGGUUAAUAGUAUAGGAGAUGAGCUGACAGAGCUACGACAUGACCUGAAGUGUCAGAAUCAUGAGUACAAAGUUUUGAUGGAUGUCAAGACAUGUCUGGAGAUGGAAAUCAACACAUAUAGAUGUCUGCUGGAAGGAGAAGACACUCUCAUUCAACAGUUCCAGCCUUCAAAAUAUAAAGGAUCACGUACUGGCUUGAAAAUUGUAUCAAUAACAGAGGACUUUAAGGAUGGGAAAAUUGUAUCAAAACACGAGCAAAUUCAUCAUCUCAGUGCUAAAGGAAACUAACUUAGAAAGGACAGAAUUGUAGCAAUAUACUGUAAAGUAAUAUUAAAAACCAUAACAACAAUAAAAUUGCCCUCAUUCUUAU
Pseudophryne corroboree (corroboree frog) is the source of this 1141-nucleotide messenger RNA. RefSeq names its product keratin, type I cytoskeletal 17-like. Gene Ontology annotation, molecular function: structural molecule activity. Gene Ontology annotation, cellular component: cytoskeleton. The transcript has 8 exons. NCBI's taxonomy places the organism in Eukaryota, Metazoa, Chordata, Amphibia, Anura, Myobatrachidae. The coding region runs from base 1 to 1059 and encodes 352 amino acids. Gene Ontology annotation, biological process: epithelial cell differentiation; intermediate filament organization. The record is from RefSeq and is a predicted model, not a curated record.